Molecule: messenger RNA, 5994 nt
Organism: Megalopta genalis
Lineage: Eukaryota; Metazoa; Arthropoda; Insecta; Hymenoptera; Halictidae
Gene: FucTA
Product: glycoprotein 3-alpha-L-fucosyltransferase A
Cellular component (GO): membrane
Molecular function (GO): fucosyltransferase activity
Source: RefSeq, a predicted model, not a curated record
GGAGUAGGAUACAGCGAGAGAGAACAGAACCGACAGGCUAGGCCAGCCGUCUGCAACAUGAACUGCCUGAUCGGGAAUAAAUAAAUUUCGUGCGUAGGUGGUGCCCGGCCGAACGUUUUGGACAUGUGACCGAGGGCGGGUGCAUCAUCGGGGUGCAUCUUCGUGGUGCACUGCUACUGAUAUUUCGCCGAAAAGAAAACACGUGGUGCCGUUCUUCAGUAUGCUUCUCGAACAGGUGAACUCGGAAUAGACCCCGGUUUCUAGAACGUCAAUUGUAUCGUAGAAAUAAACCGGUGCACUCAAAAUACGCUUACCUGUGACAAUUAUGCGGAAUGUUGUUGGCUAUACAACAAACUGUAGUUGAAUGGACGCUGUGAGUGGAGGGUCAAUCGACGCAUGGAUUAAUCAAGAUUUCUGACAAGAAGGAAACGUGCGGCAUGGGUCUGCCUCGUUUCUCUCUAAAGGGAUCCUUUUUGUACGUGCUAUGCUUGUCCGGACUGCUAUUGGUCAUCCUGAAUUUGUUGCAAGACGAAAUAUGGCAUCGUAUGCGACCUCAUCCUGGACAAACAUUGUCGGCUCGCGUCUCCGACAACACAAAGAUCAAACGAAAUUGGCCUUCGAAAUUGAAGAAGCCGACGAUGCAGGUUCUGCAGACUCGGGAAAAAGGGAAGAAAAAGCUUCUGGUCGAGGUUGCCAAUCUGACCGGCAUUGCAACGUUGUCGCGAAACACUGUGGACGCGUUAGAUCCAUCGCGGAGGCCUUGGUAUAUGAAAAAAGGAAUCAGAAGACCUUUCCCCGCUCUAAAAUCAAAUCGCACUGGACGAAGACUGGCCCGACUGUGGCCCGAAGAAGAUGCUUACGAUGACCGUAUCACGAAUCAGUUAAUGUUCGUGCCAAACAAUUACAAUAAAACACUCACGGAGCAUCAAUUGAAGAAAAUAAUGGUACCGCAUGGUAUGUCUGAAGCCAAAGUUGGCCAGGAUAUAUUUCUUCAGCAUCAUUGUCCAGUGAACACGUGUACAAUUAUUAGGGACGAUCCCAGCGAAGCGGAUUUGAUCCUUUUCAAGGAUUAUGUGACGCACGUGGGCAGAUCACCCAAACAGGUGUGGAUGCUGUAUUUUUUAGAAUGUCCUUAUCACACACAAAACGUGAAGAACGCAAUCAUCAAUUGGACGGCAACUUAUCGGCGUGACAGCGACAUAGUCGCGCCCUAUGAAAGAUGGCAGUAUUACGACUCUAGCAUUACGCAAAUAGCGCAAUCGUUUAACUAUGCAGCUAACAAGACUAAAAAGGUAGCCUGGUUUGUUUCCAAUUGCCAUCCCAGAAAUCAGCGUAUGCUUUACGCUAAGGAACUAUCGAAGCACAUUCAAGUGGACAUUUAUGGGACCUGCGGUACUCUAAGGUGUCCGCGUUCGCAAGCUCAAGCCUGUUUCGAUAUGCUUGACGAUGACUACAAGUUCUACCUUGCCUUCGAGAACUCGAACUGCAAGGAUUACAUUACGGAAAAAUUCUUCGUCAACGGCCUUGGACACAACGUUCUGCCUAUCGUGAUGGGUGCACAUCCAACGGAUUACGCUCGCAGCGCGCCCUACCGGUCAUAUAUUCACGUAGAUGAGUUCGAGUCGCCGAAGGAGCUGGCGGAGUAUCUUCAUCGCCUGGACCGAGAUGAUGAGCUGUACAACUCUUAUUUCCGUUGGAAGGGCACCGGCGAGUUCAUCAAUACUUAUUUCUGGUGUCGGGUGUGCGCAAUGUUACACGACGAACGGCCGCCGAAAUCUUACAAAGACGUGAACGAAUGGUGGCGGGGCGACGGCGUCUGCACGACUAGCUCAUGGCGCGAACACGACUUGGCGCGCGCGGGAAAUUUGAAAACCACCUGAGGACGUUCCGUGUGAGACCCGUGAUUCGAAUUCUGUGAAACGACGCGUUCUGAUCGACCGUGAUCUCGUCGUCCGGACUUCCAAAGGGAGUAAGUAGAAGACUUGUUGUUGACAGGGAGAACGAUUAGAUUAUGCCGAUCUUUGACCCACGGAGAUUCUCUCGUGUUUUCACGCCGCGGGUGUGCGAGGAGGAACGUAGCCUGCAUAGAAAAGACUGCCGACUGCGAAUUCGAUGGAUAAACGAUUCGACAUACCGAAGAAUUUGUACUUUUCGACGAACAACGUGGACUUUUACACAUCAAGCUAGUAUCUAACGCGAAUGAUGUGAUAGGAAUCUAAUCGUACAAUUAUAUUAUUCGAUUGUUUGGGUUUGAUGCGUUCGACGAAUUCGAUGUUCCUGCGUUUGAAUCUUUUAGUCGUUCAGGUUUCGUGGUAGCUCGUACAAAUCACACUGGUGCUGAUCCGUAAGAUGUCCUAACAAGAGCGCACGAUUUCUUCUUCGUACACAUCAUUGUUUCAAAAAAUGCGGAUAUUUUUCUUUUAGUGUUAAAUAUUUACAUUGUAAUUAAAUGUGGAGCAGAAUAUGAUUCACUUUCGCUCAUCUGACGGAGUUUCUGAUUUAAUUUUCGCAUGAUUGCGUUGAUUCGAUUUUGGCACUGGUGCGUUGAAUCUCCGUUUUGAAAUUGACGGGCCGGAUCUCCGUUUGAAGAUGGCGCGGAAUUCAAGUCUUGCGCUCUUGAUGGCAAUUUUAUACUUUAAUUGUUGGUUGUCGAAGAUGGUUACGCACAGAGCAAUUUGUUUUAGUAUAUCGUUCGAUAUGAAUUUUGUAGCGUUCCUUCAACGAUUCUGUCUAUUUGGAUGAAAUUUUACUUACGUUUGUUUGGUGAGUCAAUGACCAAUAUUCAAGCUGAAAAUUUGUAUUUGGUUUCAUAAAAGGUACCAAGGUAGUGUGACGGUUGUCACUGAUAUUACAAGUUGCUAAAAAUUUUGAUUUAUAUGAAGGAAUCAAUCGAAUAUAUUCAUCUACAUAUUUGAAAUUGUAACAAAAUUGUGCAACACGCACAAUAUGUCAAUCUGAGAAGUACGCAAUGAAGUUUUUAUCAGAAUUUCUUUCUAUGUAAUGUAAUUACAUCUUGUAAGAAAUUAAUCUUGUCAAUCGUUACACACAAAACAAUAUUUUUUAAUUCUGAAAGUAAAUAGAAAUCGAUGAUACUAAAUAAGAGCAUCAAAUUUGAGCAUAUGAAUGUUAAUGUAGCUUUAAAUGUUCCUGGAAAUCCAAAGAUGUAGACCUGUAAAGUUUAUGUUUGUCCAUCGUUUAGAUAUAUAUUCAUUGCACGCAUUACCAGCAUGUUCAAUGAAUAUUUAUCAGUUUUUAGAUAAACUGCUCAUGUGGGUUCGAAUCUUGAGGGCAUUCGCUUUACACUUAUUUAAAUGUCAGUUAUAGAAACUGCGUACGUAUAGACUUGGAAUCAUAAACUACACUGUAUAGGAGAUAGUAAUAAUUUUUUCUACUCUUUCCAUGACUUUUGAUAAAAAGAAAAAUGCAAUGUUUACACGAAGAAGAAAUAUCUAACAGUAUUGCAACAUACCAUCCACCAGACAUGUUUAUUUUUAAAGAAUGACGCUUUAUUUUGAUUAGAUACUAUUGGGUAGGCCACUCUUCUAAUUCAUUGUUUUGCAAUGACACCAAUUGAAAGGUCAGAAUACAUGGUAAUAUAUAAUUACGUCCUCUGUGUAACAAUUUAAUGGUACAAUUAUUUGUUCAAUGGGAAGUCAAUCUUCAUUUGAAUCCAAUAACUUUUAUAUUGUUUAGUAUGUUGCAAAGAGACAGUUAUUGGCAUAAUGCACCACUGUUCCAUAUUAAACACACUUUACAACUGCAAGAAGAAUUGUGUAGGUCGUUUGAAAGAAUGGAAAUAUUUCAAGUGAACAAAUUGAUGUCUCAUAUAAUAUAUUAUAUGUAUAUUUACACAAUAUGGUAUCAGGACAAGCUAAAUGGAAGGAAAACUCGCAAAGUUAGGGAAUUACAAGAUUGUGUAACCAUGUGAUCAAGUAGAAUAAUUAGUCCCCAACACAAAUUUAUCAAAUGAUUUACAUAAUUAUGUAAUAUAUUUUGCAUUAAUUUGUUAAGUAUAAAAAUCUCAUUUUAAGGGUCAUAGACAGAAAUUAUUUGAAAAUUUCCAUAAUUAUUUUCUCAUAGUUUUGAAUAUGAAAAAAAGAUCCAACUUUUAGUUGAACUUUCCUUUGGAGUCUUUUAUUAUUAUAAAAGCAUUUCAUAAUUCCGAGCUAGUUACCUCGAACAAACAUUAUCUACACACAGAGUUCCAUAAUUUUCUGAAUUCCCCUAGCUUCCGUUGCGUAUACUAAGACUCUCAGAAUGUGAUGUCUACUAAUUAACGGUAUAUUGACGUCGAUGUACAAUGAUAGGCUAAUGAUUUCUGUGAAUAUUCUUGAGCUUUAAGUGCAGCUACAUAGUAAUUCAAGUUCUAAGAUUAUUCAUGAUGAAUGGAAUUGAUAAAUGUACAAAACCUAACAAGAUAUUCGUGCAUAAACGAGAAUUGUUUAUCGUUCGUAUAGUACGAACCAAUUAGAACUCACCCCCUUUCGGUUUGAACCUACACGCGCCAGUUUCUAGUAGUACGAGUCGGCGUUUGGUGAUCACACCUUCCCAAAUAUUCUGGAAAACUAAUAAAUUCUCGCCUCGGUUAUCUUCGAACUCUACGAUCUCCGUACGUUCUGGAGUAAAAUACUAAAUUAAGUUUUCGAACGCAAGCGUUGUGAGUGAGUAAAAGUUUGGUCGGUCGCCGACCACUGCCACAGACAAUGAAUUUUCAUGUUACAUCGGUGUGUAUUCGAUACAUUGUAAAUGUACAGUUGUUGUUUGUAACAUAUGUCGUCACGUAUGUGAGAUUUUUAUCGAGUCUAGUCGAAUGUAACUUCGUCGAAGCUGUUCUUCGAGUUCUUUUUCAUCGCUACACACACGGCGAGUACCUGUCCGAAUGAUUCCUAAUUUAUUUUCGGUGGUAAUUAACUCGGCAGACCGAGUUCCCAAUUUGGAAAUUUAAAUAAUUAUUAAACUCUCGAUUAAUCUAUUUUUUACUGCUUAAAUUCACUGUAAUAAUUGUCAAUUUUAAUUUGUAACUUCUCCUAUUUGUUUAAACGAUCGACAAAUCUCUCGAUCUAAAUCUAAUUGAAGAAAAUAAUUUUUAUCUGAAAAUAUCUUUUCUACUUAUUAACAAAUAAAAUUGAAACAUAUAUAAAUUGUUUAAUUUAAUUUCUAAAAUUGAAUUGUUGUGACCAAAGGUUUCAUUAUUUUUGAAAUUUCUGAACUGGGAAUCUACUUGUUGUUUAUCCUUUAAGUUCGCACGGAAUUGUUUAAGGGGUUUGCGAAUAAUUAGCGAAUUUAGAUUAUUAUAAUAAAAGUCACCGAUUUGAAAACCCUUUUUACAUUUCGUUUAGUAGAAUCGUACGUCAAUUUUAUGUUGAUCGACUAGAAUAAUUUUAGUUUAUUGUGUCGAGGAAAUGGUUACGUACGCUGCUACUAUUUUAUAAUAAUUAUCAUGUGUUCCAACCGAGUUUGUAUUAUUUCUGCACGAGCUGGUAGUGUCAGCGAUACAUUCACGAGGCGUUUACGUUAACAGUAUCGUACAAAAGCUAGUAUGUAUAGCAAUUGUGGAAAGACAUUAUAUUUUAAGCAGUAAUUUGUAUAAUAGCGUUCAGCUGUUUCAUUAGGGCUGCAAAGGUAUAAUAAUUAUCGAUAUCGUCGAUUGCAAAUUUUUUCUAUAUCGAAUGCAAGUGAAAGACAGUAUGUGAGAAAUUUUAGAGAAUGUAUAGCUUUAGUUCGGUACACUUGCACUAUUAGUUAAAACAAACACAGCUGCAAUCUUAGAUGGUUGUUAAUGAGGUUUAAACAAAUUCCUUUUUGGAAAUAUGCGAAUUUUAUACCACGUUUCUAAUGAUACUUUCAAUCAUUAUAUAGACAUUUUUGCUGUAUGUCCUUUCUCCAGUACAUAUAUGUAUCAAUGAAUGCGAAUCGAACGCGUUACAUAAUGCAUCUAACGCAGGUUCUGUAAAAAAAAAAACGGAGGAUAAUUAACAAUUAAUUGAUAAUCGA